UGGUUUCUUUCUUCUCCCUGUUGAACGGGAGCGAGUGAGAUGAGACGGCCCUUCUGAUGCUCGGCCACGGGGGGAGGAAGAAGCUGCUGCGGAUAUCCGUCUCAUACCUGCCUCAAAACGGGCUCUUUUCAUCGCUUAUUUCUUUUUUGUUUGUCUCCCCCCGCUGACAGCUUUGCGUGAAAGCGACCUAUUUCACAUAUAGCUACAUGCAAAAAGCCUGGUUUCGUUUCGUAACCGGGUAGCGACGCGGAGGAAAAGCUGUUGAUAUUAUUAUUUAUUUUUUUGUUGGAAGAUGCGGAUUUAAAGGAAAGCCGUUGCCCCGCGUUACCUGGGAUUCUUUCACCGUUGCGUCUCACGUUAACGUCAGCUCACAGUCGCACGCGCUGGUAGCAACGGAAGAUAUCACAGCGACGCGUUGUCCACAUUAUCGACAACCUCUGUGACGGGAGACAAAACUAAGGGGUUGAAUGCGUCUUCCUCCAGCGCCAACACCAUGAGCACCCUCUCGCCGACGGACUUUGACAGCUUGGAGAUCCAGCAGCAGUACAAUGACAUCAACAACCGCUGGGACCUGGCAGCAGAGACCGACUGGGACAAUGAGAACAGCUCCGCGCGCCUCUUCGAGCGCUCGCGCAUCAAGGCUCUCGCAGAUGAGCGUGAAGCCGUACAGAAGAAGACCUUUACCAAAUGGGUAAACUCUCACCUAGGCCGAGUCACAAGUCGCAUUGGUGACUUGUACACCGACCUGCGCGAUGGCCGCAUGCUAAUCCGCCUUCUGGAGGUGCUCUCUGGAGAACAGCUGCCAAAACCCACUAAGGGGCGCAUGCGAAUCCACUGCCUGGAGAAUGUUGAUAAAGCCCUGCAGUUUCUCAAGGAGCAAAAAGUCCAUUUAGAAAACAUGGGAUCACAUGACAUUGUUGACGGGAAUCACCGUCUCACCCUGGGUCUCAUCUGGACCAUCAUCCUUCGCUUCCAGAUCCAGGACAUUAGUGUGGAGACAGAAGACAACAAGGAAAAGAAAUCGGCUAAAGAUGCCCUGCUGCUUUGGUGCCAAAUGAAAACUGCUGGAUACCCCAAUGUCAACAUUCACAACUUCACCACCAGCUGGAGAGAUGGCCUGGCGUUCAGUGCCAUCGUGCACAAACACAGACCUGACGUGAUUGAGUUUGACAACCUGAAAAGGUCCAACGCUCACUACAAUCUCCAGAACGCUUUCAAUGUGGCUGAGAAGGAUCUUGGGCUCACCAAGCUCCUCGACCCAGAAGAUGUUAAUGUUGAUCAACCUGAUGAGAAGUCCAUUAUUACCUACGUGGCAACCUAUUACCAUUACUUCUCAAAGAUGAAAGCCCUGGCAGUGGAGGGAAAACGAAUUGGCAAGGUACUGGACUAUGCUAUCGAGGCUGACCAACUCAUAGAGAAGUAUGAGAGUCUGGCCUCAGAGCUGCUGCAGUGGAUUGAGCAGACCAUCGGGACGCUCAAUGAUCGGCAGCUAGCUAACUCUCUGAAUGCUGUGCAAAACCAGCUGCAGGCUUUUAACUCCUACCGAACUGUGGAGAAACCCCCCAAAUUCACUGAGAAAGGAAACUUGGAAGUUCUUCUCUUCACUAUCCAGAGCAAGAUGAGAGCAAACAAUCAGAAGGUCUACAUGCCCAGAGAGGGCAAACUCAUCUCCGACAUCAACAAGGCAUGGGAGCGACUGGAAAAGGCCGAGCACGAGCGAGAGCUGGCCCUGAGGAAUGAGUUGAUCCGCCAGGAGAAGCUGGAGAUGCUGGCCGCACGUUUUGAUCGCAAGGCCGCCAUGCGGGAGACGUGGCUGAGUGAGAACCAGAGGCUGGUGUCUCAGGACAACUUCGGAACUGACCUGGGAGCUGUGGAAGCAGCCACCCGCAAACACGAAGCAAUAGAGACCGACAUCGGGGCAUAUUGGGAGCGCGUGGCUGCUGUAGAGGCCGUCGCCAAAGAAAUGGAAGCAGAGCGGUACCAUGACGUGCGGCGUGUAAUCGCACGGAGGGACAAUGUGCUUCGACUCUGGGAAUACCUGAAGGAGCUUCUGGCCGCACGCAGAGAGCGGCUGAACGCCCACCGCGACCUUCAGAGACUGUUUGAGGAGAUGCGCUACAUCAUGGACUGGAUGGCGGACAUGAAGGGUCGUCUGCAGUCUCAGGAUUGUGGCAAACACUUGCAUGACGUGUUAGACCUACUGCAGAAACACACUCUGGUAGAGGCUGACAUUUCAGCGCAGGCAGAGAGGAUCAAGGCCGUUCAGGGAGCGGCACAGCGCUUCACUUCUUAUGAACAGGCCUACAAACCGUGUGAGCCGGGACUAGUUAGUGAGAAGGUUGACCUUCUCGGUCAAGCCUACGAGGAGCUAGGUCAGCUUGCCGGGAAACGUAGAGUGCGUCUUGAGGAGUCGCGCCGCUUGUGGCAGUUCCAGUGGGAUGUGGGAGAAGAAGCAGCCUGGAUCCGAGAGCAGGAGCAGAUCCUGGCCAGCGGAGACUGUGGCCGGGACCUCACUUCUGCCCUUCACCUGCUCAGCAAACAUGAGGCCUUCAGGGAUGAGAUGGCAGCUCGCUACGGCCCCCUGAGUAACAGCAUCGCUGCUGGAGAAGCUUUGGUUCAGGAGGGUCACUUUGGAGCUCCAGAGGUCGUAGAAAGGAUUCAAGACAUCAACGCACAGUGGGCACACCUGGAGGAGACAACUAAGCUCAGAGAGCAGAGCCUCAAGGAAGCCGUGGCCCUGCACCAGUUUCAAACAGACGCCAAUGACAUGGAGGCAUGGAUCAUGGAGACGUUUAGACAGGUGUCAAGUCAAGAGGUUGGCCACGAUGAGUUCUCCACCCAAACUAUUGCUCGCAAGCAGAGGGAGGUGGAGGAGGAGAUCCAAAGUCACCGCCCCGGGAUCGACUCCCUGCACGAGCAGGUGCAAGCACUGCCACAGGCCUAUAUACACUUCCCUGAGGUGGAUGGUCGCCUUCCUGAUAUUGAGCGGCGUUACGAAGAACUGGAGUCUCUGUCAGUAGCACGGCGCCAGGCUCUGGAGGGGGCCCUGGCCCUCUACCGCAUGUUCAGUGAAGCCGGUGCCUGCCAGCUGUGGGUGGAGGAAAAGGAGCAGUGGUUACAUGGCAUGGAGAUCCCUACCAAGCUGGAGGACCUAGAGGUGGUCCAACAGAGAUUUGAGACACUGGAACCUGAGAUGAACAACCUAGGCACUCGUGUCACUGAUGUGAAUCAGGUGGCUGAGCAGCUGCUGAGCUCCGACAACUGUAACAAAGAUCAAAUCCAUCAGACACGAGACCAACUGCACAACAGAUGGAAGGAGUUUGAACAACUGGCUGACCAAAAGAAAGUUGCCCUAGAGUCAGCCCUUAACAUCCAGAACUACCACUUGGAGUGUAAUGAAAUCCAAUCUUGGAUGAAAGAAAAAACCAAAGUGAUUGAGUCGACCCAGAGCCUGGGCAACGACCUGGCUGGAGUGAUGGCGCUGCAACGCAAACUCACUGGCAUGGAAAGGGACCUGGAGGCCAUUCAGGGCAAACUGGAUGACCUGAGGAACGAGGCUGAAAAACUGGCCUUGGAACAUCCAGAUCAGGCAGGAGAGAUUCAAGGACACCUGGAAGAGAUUCAAGAAGUGUGGGAGGAGUUGAACGCCACCAUGAAGCGGCGCGAGGAGUCUCUGGGAGAGGCCAGCAAGCUUCAGGGCUUCCUCAGGGAUCUGAAUGACUUUCAGUCCUGGCUGUCCCGCACCCAGACGGCUGUGGCCUCGGAGGACAUUCCUACUUCCGUGCCUGAGGCCGAAAGUUUGCUAGCCCAGCACGAGAGCAUUAAGAACGAGGUGGAUAACUAUAAGGAGGACUACGAGAAGAUGCGAGCGGUCGGUGAGGAAGUGACACAAGGUCAGACCGAUGCCCAGCACAUGUUCUUGGCCCAGAGACUCCAGGCCCUGGACACUGGCUGGCACGAGCUGCGUCGCAUGUGGGAGAACCGCCACAAUCUCUUGGCCCAGGCCUUUGACUUCCAGACGUUCUUGAGAGACGCGAAGCAGGCAGAGGCUUUCCUCAACAACCAGGAGUAUGUGCUGUCCCACACAGAAAUGCCCACCAGUCUUCAAGGAGCAGAGGAGGCCAUUAAGAAGCAUGAUGAUUUCCUCACUACCACAGAGGCCAGUGAGGAGAAGAUAAUUGGUGUGGUGGAGGCUGGACGGCGUCUUAUUCAUGACAGUAAUGCAAACUCUGAUAAGAUAGAAGAAAAAGUGGAUUCCAUCCAGGAAAGGCAUGUUAAGAAUAAGGAGGCUGCAAAUGAACUGCUCGCCAAGCUCAAGGACAACCGGGAACUGCAGCACUUCCUCCAAGAUGGACAGGAGCUCACGUUGUGGAUAAAUGAGAAGAUGCUGACGGCACAGGACAUGUCUUAUGAUGAGGCCCGAAAUCUUCACAGCAAGUGGCAGAAGCAUCAGGCCUUCAUGGCAGAGCUGGCCUCCAACAAAGAUUGGCUGGACAAGAUUGAUAAGGAGGGCCAGGCACUGGUGGCCGAGAAGCCGGAGCUUAAACCUGUUGUCCAGCAGACCCUGGAGGACCUGCAGCGCCAGUGGGAGGAGCUGGAGGGCACCACCCGCACCAAGGCCCAGUGCUUGUUCGAUGCUAACCGGGCAGAGCUCUUUACACAGAGCUGCUCUGCUCUGGAUGUCUGGCUGAAAAACCUUGAGGGCCAGUUGCAUAGCGACGACUAUGGCAAAGAUUUGACUAGUGUCAACAUUCUACUCCAGAAGCACCAGAUGCUGGAGCACCAGAUGGAGGUCAGAGAGAAGGAGGUGCAGUCCCUGCAGACUCAGGCCCUGGCUCUGUCCCAGGAAGACGCUGGGAUCGCUGAGGUAGAUGGUCAGCAAAGGCGCGUCACCGACAACUUCUCUAACCUUCAGGAUCCUCUCACACUGAGGAGACAGCGACUACUUGCCUCCAAAGAAGCACACCAAUUCAACAGAGAUCUGGAGGAUGAAAUUCUCUGGGUGAAGGAGAGGAUGCCCCUGGCCGACUCCACAGACCAUGGAAAAGACCUGCCCACCGUACAGCUGCUAAUCAAGAAGAACCAGACAUUGCAAAAGGAGAUCCAGGGCCACCAGCCCCGCAUUGAUGACAUUCAUAGACGAGGCCAGACUCAGAGCCAGGUAGAUGGAGAAAGACAGUCUGUCCUGGAGGAGCGCCUUGUUGAGCUGCGGGACCUCUGGGACCAGCUGAUAGCCGAGACAGACAAGCGCCAUGCCCGUCUAAUGGAGGCAAAUCGCGCCCAGCAGUUCUAUGCUGAUGCGGCGGAGGCGGAGGCCUGGAUGGGAGAGCAGGAGCUCCACAUGAUGUCUGAGGAAAAAGCCAAGGAUGAGCAAAGUGCACUGGUGAUGGUCAAGAAGCACCAGACCCUGGAGCAGGCACUUGAAGACUACGCCCAAACCAUUCACCAACUAGCCAACAGCAGCCGCACCAUGGUGAACGGUGAACACCCAGAGAGCGAGAGAAUCACCUUACGGCAAGCACAAGUUGACAAACUGUAUGCCGGGUUGAAAGACCUUGCAGAGGAGCGUCGAGGGCGACUUCAGGAGAGACUGCGGCUCACCCAACUGAAGCGGGAGGUGGAUGACCUGGAACAGUGGAUUGCUGAGAGGGAGGUGGUUGCUGGCUCCCAUGAACUAGGGCAGGACUAUGAACAUGUUACAAUGCUGAGGGACAAGUUCCGGGAGUUUGCUCGUGACACCAGCACCAUUGGCCAGGAGCGCGUGGAUGGGGUCAACGGGCUGGCAGAUGACCUGAUUGAGUCGGGUCAUCCUGAGAACGCUAGUGUGGCUGAGUGGAAAGACGGGCUGAACGAGGCUUGGGCCGAUCUGCUGGAGCUGAUCGACACCCGCACGCAAAUGUUAGCGGCCUCCUAUGAGUUGCACCGCUUCCAUCAGGAUGCCAUGGAGGUGCUCGGACGUGUUAAGGAGAAGCGAGAAGGGCUGCCUUCUGACCUCGGCCGUGAUUUGAACACCGUUCAGCAUCUACACAGACAGCACAACACUUUCGAAAAUGACAUCCAGGCCCUGAGCGGACAGGUGAACCAGGUGCAAGAUGAUGCAGCACGGCUGCAGAAGGCCUACGCAGGGGAAAAGGCGGACGACAUUAACAGGAGCGAACAGGCUGUGACCUCCGCCUGGGAGGGCCUGCUUGAGGCAGGUCAGGCCCGCAGGCUCCUCCUGCUGGACACUGUGGAGAAGUUCCGCUUCCUCAACAUGGUCCGAGACCUAAUGCUCUGGAUGGAUAGUGUCAAUCUGCAGAUUGACGCACACGACAGCCCCAGGGAUGUGUCUUCUGCUGGGUUGGUCAUAGCCAAUCAUCAGGACAUCAAGUCAGAGAUUGAGACAUGGGCAGACAGCUUUACUGCCUGUAAUGAGAUGGGAAAUUCUCUCAUCAACAACAACCAUUAUGCAGCUGAUGAGAUCCGCGAGAAACUGGCUCAAGUCCAGGAAGGGAGAGAGAAGAUCAACAAUAAGUGGCAAGAUAAGAUGGACCAUCUACAAAUUGUGCUGGAGGUGUUGCAGUUCGGGCGCGACGCCUGUGUGGCAGAGUCUUGGUUGGCAGGUCAGGAGCCUCUGGUGCGAGCUGCAGAGUUGGGCUCAAAUGUAGAUGAGGUCGAGAGCCUAAUUAAGCGCCACGAGGCCUUUGAGAAACUCGCCACGGCCUGGGAAGACCGCUUUGUGCUGCUGGAGAAACUUACUACGCUUGAGGAGCAAGAGAUGCAGAGGAGGCGAGAGGAGGAAGAGAGAGCCAGGCGACCCCCGACACCACCCCUGGCAGAAGUGGCCCAAUCUGAAACAGAAAGUCAGGUUCAUGACUCUUUAGCCAGAACCAGUCUGGACCAGACCACCCUCAACCAGUCUGUGUCAGUGAAUGGAGUUCACAGUGACAACGACACGUCGCAGCAGUCAUUAUCGCUAUCAGUGGGAAAGAAAUCAGAGCCUAAGCGCGUGUGUAAGCCAAAGCAGCCGGAGCGUGGCUCCGAAUCCGAGUCGGUGAACGGACCCGGCAGGGACAGCGGGCUGGCCUCCUCUCGCCUCGAUCCUUCUGCCACGUUACCGGGCAGGGGCGGAGCCGAGCCGGACACCACGGAGGGAAUGCUUUGUCGAAAACAGGAGAUGGAGUCCCACAACAAAAAGGCAGCUACCCGGUCCUGGCAGAACGUCUACUGUGUCCUCAGAAAAGGAAGUCUGGGUUUCUACAAAGACGGCAAGAGCGCCAGUGGUGGCAUUCCAUACCACGGAGAGGUACCCAUCAGCCUGGGAGAGGCAGUCUGCGAGGUAGCACACGACUAUAAGAAGAGAAAAUUUGUAUUCAAGCUCAGGCUAGGGGAUGGAAAAGAGUACCUGUUUCAAGCAAAGGAUGAGGCCGAGAUGAGCUCCUGGAUCCGUUCCAUCAUCAGCUCCAUUCCAACAGGAGCGGCGGACUCGCCCGUAGGUCCACGGGCGCUGAGCCGCGCCAUGACCAUGCCUCCCAUCUCCUCCGGCUCGGGGGAAGCCGGGGGCGUCACCAUGCGUAACAAAGACGGGAAAGACAAGGAUCGCGAGAAGAGGUUCAGCUUCUUUGGCAAAAAAAAAUAGAACACUCGUGUUAUCGCUGGAAAGUGCAUUUUGUUUAAAUUUCAAAGAACUGAAGCAGUCGGAAAAGCAAAUUGCAGACAGGUAACACAGCCGCGCUGCUCUCAGCGCAGACCACAAGGAAUUUGUUGACCGCUACUUAACGUGGCUUACAGAGAACUCUUUUUCUUUCUCUUAUUUUUUCCCUCGCCAGUUUCUAUCUGUCAUUCACAUUUUCCUUCAGCCAAUUCAGAAUUCAAGUUCAGCUGCACCCGACGGUGAAAGCCCUCAUCCAAAUUCAGGCGAUUCCCGCCAGUGGUCUGCAUUACUAGAGAUUCAGGACCAGUUCCUCCUUCGGAACAAAUAUCGUCUCUUCAGUUAGUCUUGACGGUGGAAACGUUGUCAUUGGCCGAUGUCCUGCAAGGAAUACGAAGGCCGCAGGAAGCGGAGCACUUUGGAUGCUGUGUCAUUAUAUAAAACAUCCAAUAAAACAAUGGAUGGUGGCUUUCCACUGGGGUGCACUCUGGUUUUAUUUCCCUGCUUUAAAGCGCUUUUUGAGGAUCACAUCAGUCUCUUUUUCUGUUUUUGGUAUUGAUGUUAUUAACCUGACGGAUUAUUAUUGCUAUUUUUAUUAUUUAUCUUUUGCUAUUGCUGCUUUGAGAAAACAAGCAGAUUAAUUUGCCAUUAGAUAUUCUUAAAACAUUGUGGAGAGAAACAAAUUUGGUUAAAUUAGUUGAGAAUGUUGGGCUUGCCCUUGUAUGUAAAAAUUUUUUUUAGGAAUGACAGUUGAAGAGGUGUUGCGAGAAAAAAAAUAAAGCUCAUAAAAUUUUAGAAGUGUGCAGUAAGUGAUCACAAGUUUCAUUGGGAAAAUAAUAUAUAUAUUUAAUAAGUGGUUUAAUUUUUAAUUUUGUCUCAAUUAUGCCUGUAUUUCAUCAUUUCUUUUGAGUGGUCUUUCCUGCUUGAUUUUCAACAUUACUUUUUCUGUACAAAACAGAGAAGAUUAGUUUUCUAGUGUGUGUGUGGGUGUGUGUGUGUGUGCGUGCGUGUGAGUUGUGGUGCUGUGGACUUUGCACGUUUAUGUUCUUCCUGAUAAAACAUGGCAGGAUGAAUGCUGCUUUUUGGUAUGCAGACAAAAUCCAGACACAACAUAAUAUUACUGGAAUGAUUUCAUAAAAUCAGCUUUUUCUUUGCUUCCGGUUUCUAUUACAUGUAGGCCGACAUUACCUAUGAAUUUCUGAGGUUUAAUUAUUUUUGUUUUAGUCUUUUAAUAUCUCUAUCUGUUCUCUCUAUCUACUGGUGUGAUGGCAUGCGGGCUGUUGGUAGAUACAACGCUGAAGCACAUUCUCUGUGGCAGACCGCAGGUGGACAGCUCUCAUUAAGGGAAGCCAUGUUUGUCUCGGCAGUGAAGGACGCUGUCAAUGUGCUCCGCGACAGACGGGUGUAUUGAGCCUUACUUGAACCCACUACAGAUACACUGAACCCCUUUUUACAAACCCACCCCACAUUCAAACUGUCUUAAAGGAAUACUUUCGGUGGCACGAAAGACAGGAGUGUUAUAAAAUGUGCCCCGUGGCAAUGAUCUGAUGCAGGUGUAUGCAGGUGCUACAGGAAUUACAGUAAUCAUGGGACGCUCUACUCACUCACUGGCAGAGAGCGAAAGUCCUCGUGUGUCUCCAAGAGGAGCUCCGUGCUCUUGCAUACGUGGCGUGACUUCAUGUGGGUUUAUACUUGUAUGUGUGUCAUCUAUUCUCUUCUGAGAUCACUUCAUAUACAGGGUCCAAGAGCAACUAAUUGGUAUUUACAGUAAUCCGAAACAAAAUCAUGGCAACCCGACAUAUUUCAUUCAUUUAUUAGUCCCCUCAAAUAUGGUACAUGGUUGAACCGAUAAAGGCAUAUACAGUAUUAUGUGAGACCGUAGACAAUAGUGAAUUGUUAUAUAAAUUGAUUGUUAACUGUUGCUAUAGUCACUCACUCGAAUCCAAGUUUGAAUUUACCUUUGUAACUACCAAAAUGCCACAAGAAGUUUCAGGAAAACCUGAAUUCAGGAGUUUUAGAUUUAUUUCAACUAUUUAAGUCAUUUAUUCCACCUGGAAAGUACCUCUUUAAAGCUGCGGGCUGUAGGCGUGCGUACCGUACGGCUCGGGAGAAUGUGGAACACAAACCGCUGGAAACAAACAGGUCGGCCUUAUCUCGCAGUCCCAAAUGAAUGUGGAACCAGAGAUCUAUUGCUCAGACACCCCUGAACCAGAGGUGACCAGUAUCUGAACAUCCACUCUGAGACUAUUGAAGAGGUGACGGAACCUGCUCCAAACUUUUUCAAACCGACUCCCGUCGGUUGGAUUCAGUGUCUCGUGUGGGGCGACCCGGCUCCCAGUUUGAGAAGCUUAAAAAAAUCUUUGAUCCCCUGGGAACCGAGUCAACGAGGUCCCUGCAUAGAUAAGUCAGCCAAUGCAGCCGGCGUACAUAGUGCACAAUUUUAAAUGGAUGAGUCAUUCUACCCCAGUGGAUGAGCUGUUUAUAGUAAUCAUUGCCACCUUUUCUCUGCUCCGGACAUCGGAUGCGGCGUUCAGUUGACGUUAAGGUCUUGAUGUUUAAAGGUCACACCGUGUAUUUUCUUAACGGCUCAUUUGAAUGCGAAUGAUAGAAAUUAGUUUGGCCAAAUUGGUCAUGAGAAGCAAAAAUGUUUCACAUAAUGUACACAAACUUUCUCUUUCACAAAGGCUCGCACAUUAAUUCUGCACUGCGCGGUUAAUGCAGAAUGACCCCGGCAAUCCAGUUUUGUGGAUAUGUCCUCAGCUGGCUGUGAUUGGAUGUUGCAUUCGGCAUCCCGUUUGAAGUAGCUUUGUGCUACUGGUGAUCUUUUGACCAGAACGUGGAAAGUUAUGUAUUAUUGAUGUCAAAAAGACACGUUUUUAGUAAUGAGAGUACUUGUAAACUUGGAGUACCUAAUGAAGAGGGAAAAAACAACUUUUACUUGUUAAGUAUUACAUGGGUGAAAACAGAUCAGGACAAUUUGAGCUUCCUUUUCUUUCUUUUUUUAGAAUAAGGUGGGAUACUUGCUGUCUAGUGGGAGCUUGUAUUUUUUCAUCCAGUGACAAGCCUAUCAUCCUACCUUCAUUUCUCAUUACUUUUCACAAAUGUCUCUUCCUCCCUCUGUAAUUCAGAGUUGUUGAUACCACUACUAUUAUUAAUUGCUAUUAUAAUUAUUAUUGCUACUGUUGUUACUAUUACUACUACUGUUACUAAUGCAACUUAUUGCAAAUAUGAUAACUGCUGUCCAUUUUCAGGUACGUGUCUGUAAAACCAGACCCUUCCACACAAUGUCAGUGUGCUGUGGAGCAUUUUCAUUACAAAUCAAGAAUGUUUGUUGACUUGUAUCUACAUCUAAUAUUAGUAAUAAUAAAACAUGGUUUAAUCAAAAUCA
This is a messenger RNA of Gasterosteus aculeatus aculeatus (three-spined stickleback), 11018 nucleotides long. RefSeq names its product spectrin, beta, non-erythrocytic 2 (gene sptbn2). Gene Ontology annotation, cellular component: spectrin. The record is from RefSeq and is a predicted model, not a curated record. Lineage: Eukaryota; Metazoa; Chordata; Actinopteri; Perciformes; Gasterosteidae. Gene Ontology annotation, molecular function: actin binding; structural constituent of cytoskeleton; phospholipid binding.